AUGCAUCAUCCAUUUCUUGACAUGGCAAUAGUCGGUGCUGUUGGUUUGGGUGCAUAUGAAUUGUGGCAUCAUCAUCACUACGGUAAUUUUGGUUUUGGAAAUCCGUACAACCAAGCUGGAUUUGGCGGCUAUAGCAAUCCUUAUGGAUAUGGUACACCGUAUGGAUUUAAUCAUCCUCAUCAUCAUCAUCAUCACGUUCUUUAA
Adineta steineri is the source of this 204-nucleotide messenger RNA. NCBI's taxonomy places the organism in Eukaryota, Metazoa, Rotifera, Eurotatoria, Adinetida, Adinetidae. The record is from the annotation of a GenBank genome assembly.